GCAAGGUAGCCCGCAGAGACUGCUCCUUCCCCCGGUUCAGUCCCGUCAGUGGAGCGCGAGGCGCGGCGCACACACACACACACGCACACGGGGCUCAUACACACCCGCCUGCACGCGUGAAAGGUGCGACAGAGAGUGGACUCCACCGGAGGACUUUGAUUUUGUGCGCGUGGGACUAAUCGGAGCAUGAAUUUGCCAUCAAGACAUCGAUCCACACCUCUAGACAGACCAAGUGAACCUUUCCAGGGAAAAGCAAACGGGGACAGAUUUUAAUGCAACAUCCUUCCUGACGGAGGGCGAUGCACCCGCUUCUUGUUCCAUAAGCUGUCACACUUUAUAUGACUGCACAAACACAGCGGUGGAUAUAUUUGCUGCAAAGCCGUUUUUUUGUUUUGCGCUCGGGGUGAGAUUCCGACUGCAGCGCACAGUAACGAGCGACAAUAGUGCGUGUUUUGAGCGCACAUUUCUCAGUGACUCGGACUUGCCUCAGAGCGGAGUUUGACUCCUCAUCAUGGGGUACGGUGCACAAACUGAUAGAGAGGGAGGAAGAGUGCCGAGAUCCUCCUGUGAGAUGCUGACCGUGUCCUGGCUUUUGCUUUUUCUCCUGGUGGAUAUCGGGGUGGCGCAAGUUGAGGAUGACUUCAUUGGUCUCGGUGAUUUGCCGGAAACCUUCCCCUCAGACCCGCCCGAGCCGCUGCCUGUGUUUUUGAUGGAACCGGAGGAGGCCUACAUAGUCAAGAACAAGCCGGUCAACCUGUACUGCAAGGCCACGCCCGCCACCCAGAUCUACUUCAAGUGCAACAGCGAGUGGGUUCAUCAGAAGGAGCACACUGUGGAGGAGCGGGUUGACGAGAACUCUGGCCUGGUAGUGAGAGAGGCCAGCAUAGAGAUCACCCGGCAGCAGGUGGAGGAGCUGUUUGGGCCGGAGGACUUCUGGUGUCAGUGUGUGGCCUGGAGCUCUGCAGGGACCACCAAGAGCCGCAAAGCCCACGUCCGCAUCGCCUACUUGAGGAAGACAUUUGACCAGGAACCUCUUGGGAAGGAAGUGUCACUGGAACAGGAAGUGUUGCUCCAAUGUCGCCCACCUGAAGGCAUCCCAGCUGCUGAGGUGGAGUGGUUAAAGAACGAGGAAGUUAUUGAUCCUGCGGAUGACAGAAACUUCUACAUCACCAUCGACCACAACCUGAUCAUCAAACAGGCCCGCCUUUCCGACACUGCCAACUACACCUGCGUCGCCAAGAACAUCGUGGCCAAGAGACGCAGCACCACCGCCACAGUUAUCGUCUAUGUGAAUGGUGGUUGGUCCACAUGGACAGAGUGGUCAGUGUGCAACAGCCGCUGUGGCCGUGGUUACCAGAAACGCACACGCAGCUGCACCAACCCAGCCCCACUCAACGGCGGUGCCAUCUGUGAAGGGCAAGGCAUCCAGAAGCUGGCGUGUAAUCCUCUCUGCCCAGUGGAUGGCCUGUGGACAGAGUGGAGUAAGUGGUCCACCUGUGGGACAGAGUGCACCCAUUGGAGGAGGAGGGAAUGCAGCGCUCCAGCGCCCAAAAACGGGGGGAAGGACUGUGAGGGCAUGGUGCUCCAGUCCAAGAACUGCACCGAUGGGAUGUGCAUGCAGAGUUCCUUAUAUCAGAAGUCCUCUGAGGCAAAAGACAGGAGUGCUUUGGGAAAUUCAUUGGCCCCCAGUACAGACGAUGUAGCACUGUAUGUGGGUAUCGUCAUAGCGGUGAUCAUGUGCCUGGUGAUCUCUGUCGUCGUGGCGCUCUUCAUCUACAGGAAGAACCACCGCGACUUCGACUCUGACAUCAUCGAUUCCUCCGCCCUCAACGGAGGCUUCCAGCCAGUCAGCAUCAAGACUGCCCGCAAAGCUGAUCUCCUAACAGCACCCCCUGACCUGACUUCAGCGGCCGCCAUGUACCGCGGCCCCGUCUACGCCCUCCACGAUGUGGCUGACAAAAUCCCUAUGACCAACUCCCCUCUGCUGGACCCUCUUCCCAACCUGAAGAUUAAGGUGUACAACUCCUCAGGCUUAGUGACCCCACAGGAUGACCUGGGUGGGGAAUUUUCCUCGAAACUGUCGCCUAAGCUACCGCACUGCCUCCUGGACAACAGUGACAGCACGAUGGGCCGUCGCACACAGACCCAGACAUUGCUUCGCACCAGGGAUCCAUCCUGCACCGCACUGGGCUCCUUCAGCUCCCAGGGGGGACACCUCAUCGUGCCCAACUCAGGGGUGAGUCUGCUCAUUCCAGCAGGGGCCAUUCCUCAGGGCAGAGUGUAUGAGAUGUAUGUGACGGUUCAGAGGAAGGACAACAUGAGGCCCUCGGUGGAUGAUGGCCAAACAGUGCUGAGCCCCGUGGUGAGCUGUGGGCCCCCCGGGGCCUUGUUGACUCGGCCCGUCAUCAUCACCAUGCACCACUGUGCUGUGUUUGACGGCCAACAGGAUUGGCUGAUCCAGCUCAAGAGCCAGUCACAGCAAAACCACUGGGAGGAUGUGGUGGUGGUAGGAGAAGAAAACUUCACCACGCCGUGCUAUAUCCAAAUGGAUGACGAGUCCUGCCACAUCCUGACAGAGACACUGGGUACCUCCUGCCUAGUGGGCCAAUCUCUCAGCGCAGCAACCACCAAGCGCCUCAAACUAGCCAUCUUUGGCCCUGUCACCUGCCCUGCCAUGGAGUAUCACAUCAGAGUCUACUGCCUGGAUGACACACAGGACGCCCUCAAGGAAGUCUUACAGAUGGAGAAGCAAAUGGGUGGGAAGUUGCUGGAUGAACCAAAGACUCUCAACUUUAAAGACAGCACCCACAACCUGAGACUUUCCAUCCACGAUGUCCCCCACACAUUGUGGAAGAGCAAACUACUAGCCAAGUACCAGGAGCUUUCCUUUCAGCAAGUGUGGAGCGGUUCACAGAGGAACCUCCACUGUUGCUUUACCCUGGAGCGCUUCUCUUCCAGCACUGUGGACCUGGCCUGUAAGAUAUGUGUGCGCCAAGUGGAGGGAGAAGGACAGAUUUUUCAGCUGGACACUAUGCUGUCAGAGGACUCCCAGAGUAUUGACACGUCUCUGCUGGACCCUGCCAGUAACAUCACGACACUGGUGGGGCCCAAUGCUUUCCGCAUCCCUGUCUCCAUCCGACAGAAAUUGUGUGGCAGUCUGGAUGCACCGCAGACCAGGGGAAAUGAUUGGAGGAUGUUGGCCCACAAACUUAACCUUGACAGGUAUCUCAACUACUUUGCCACCAAAUCCAGUCCUACAGGAGUGAUCUUGGACUUGUGGGAGGCCCAGCAUUUUCCUGAUGGCAACCUUAGCCGCCUGGCUCAGGUACUGGAGGAGAUGGGGCGCCAUGACAGCCUUGUUCCUGCAGCGACUGAACACUGACACCUGCCCACCAGGGAGUGUGACAUUCCAGGGAGUAAGAAGACAUAAAAAGAAAAUAAGAGAGGGGGACGCCGUAAAGCAGGCGAGUCAUUUGGCAUCACACUGACAAAUGCACAUACACACUCACAGAUCCUCUGUGUGUGUGUAUGUGUGUGUGUGAGUGAGAGCACUCAGAGAAGUAAGAAGAAAGAAACAGCUAGGUCUACUCAGCCAUGACCCAGUUAAACAUUGGCAACAAAAGGUGUAAAAACUUGGAGGGUAAACAAGAAUCUCUGUCAUUUCUCUCUGGCUGUUCCGCUCUCUCUCUUUCUGGUACGACAACUUGAUAUUUUUGGAUCUAGUUUCCUUGGAAACAGCUGUCCGGUUAUUUGGAUGGACUGUGCGGAUAUGUGGAUGAUGCCCUUGCCAUAGACAACAGUUUGAGUAGUGAGAUGCUAUCAAAGGUCAAAGGAGCAAGACUUGGAUCAGAGGAAGCAUCGCUCACUUUCCAAAACCAGUCUCCAUAGCAACUCCAUGGAUGAGUAUGUGUUCUGUGAUAACAUAGUAUUUAAUAAUAUGCCUAUUUAUACAUAUCUUUUUUUGUUUUUGUUUUUUGUAUUUUAUGCUGCCUGUUAUGGAAUAUUUUGCCCUCACAUUUGUUUCCUCCUCCAUUAUGUUUGACUGUAUCAUAGCACCUCCUGGUGGACUCUUGCAGUAAUGACUCAUUUACAUGUACAGAAGGAAAUCAAUGAUGUAACCAUUUUACAGCUUUAGUGUUGCUGUCGUAACUACUCUUAAUACUUUUUAUUCAUGUUAUGUAUAAUUAUUGAUUUUGAAUUAUGUUUGCUCCUUUUACAUGUUUUUUAUCUUUAAAAUAUUUUUGAUAAGUUGCAUUGGUUAGGAUUUUUCUUUACUUUGUUUGCAUGUUUAUUAUCAGGUCAUUUGGCUAAUUACAUCAGUCACUAUUGCUCCAAAUAGAGGGUGAUCAAGACAGUUUCCCAACUGAAUAAAAAUCAUGAGUGAUGCUGAAGAUUUGUAUGUUGUUAAAUAUAUCAUCUACAUGAAAGAGACCAGGCAGAGAGGAGAGGUAGAUACUGUAGAAAAGGGACUCAAAUAAGUAUAUUUUUGUAGGACCAAUGUAACUAAAUACAACUGCUUUUUACCAAAUAAUUGACAUACAGUGUAUGAGGUUAAAUUUAUUACAGAGGGCGAUCACCUAAAUAUCAAACGACAUUUCUUGUGUUCAGAACGAAAUGACUUUCAUCUGUGAUUUUGGAGAACAGAGACUUCUGUGUUUGUACAUUAACGACAGAAUCCAUCAAUGUUACGGUGACACCAACUAUGUGCAUAAAAAUUAGUGGUAGUUGUAAAUGCAACAUUCCUUUGAUGCAGCAGCACUUGUGACUGUUCCAAGUGUUCUUGGUUGGUUCUUGUUUUUGUUUUUUUGUUUUUUCUUAAUGGCAGUUGUCUCAGUUUUCGUAAAGCCGUCUAUGCAAACUCUGCAUCUUUCUGAACAAUCUUUACAUUCUCAGUGGGCUCGCCUUUUUGCAUUUCCUAGUUGUUCUUCAGCUUCAUGAUUAUUAUUGUGUAUAGUGAGAAUGUAGCCUGUCUGUUUCUGGCACUCAUGAUGUUCCUCGCAACUGCUUGCAUUUCAUCUGUCAAGUUAUUGUACAAAGUGUAAGAAAGAAUUUUUAAGACUAAUAAUAAAUUAUAUUUAUAUGCAACAUUGAAAACCAAGCGUGG
This is a messenger RNA of Epinephelus fuscoguttatus (brown-marbled grouper), 5104 nucleotides long. It is a transcript of the gene unc5cb, whose product is annotated as unc-5 netrin receptor Cb. The transcript has 17 exons. Gene Ontology annotation, cellular component: membrane. Gene Ontology annotation, biological process: netrin-activated signaling pathway. Lineage: Eukaryota; Metazoa; Chordata; Actinopteri; Perciformes; Serranidae. The record is from RefSeq and is a predicted model, not a curated record. Gene Ontology annotation, molecular function: netrin receptor activity; protein binding. Bases 512 to 3382 code for a protein of 956 amino acids.